CAACAGUCGUCGAAUUCCGGGAUGCAAAGACACGACUCGCAAUCCUAACAAAAGGAGAGACCGUCAGAUAAUCGCCAUUGACGACGGCGGGCUUUGCUUACGGCAGCAGAAACAAGAUGGCGGUUUCAUGCUUACACAUAAUCAUGUCGCUAUCCUGGAAGCGAAGCCACAGUUUCAGUGCCUACAGGACAGCCGGUCUAUUCUUUCGGAUGAAAGCUUUGCGCAAAUGGUUUGCGAGGCACUCGCUGCCAGACUAUCUUAUCCUAGUAUCGCUUUACAGCAAAGCGUCAUUAUAAUCAAUGCUACUCAACACUAUAUAUGCUUUCUUCAGGUGGAUCUGCGUGACGAGUAUGUGGACGAUCUGGAAAGUCCUUCACCAGAGCACAUGUUAUACAUUAGUUCUACUCCCUGGUUUGAUUUGGAUCGAAGAAAUGGUAGAGAAUCCGUUCUCGCCAAUCUGUGUGGGAUCAUGCGUCGAGCAAAGUCGGUAUAAGGGUUGCAAGCAAGCCAUAAUCUCGUGCUUUGACCGGUGCUGAGAUGCG
Aspergillus japonicus CBS 114.51 is the source of this 542-nucleotide messenger RNA. RefSeq lists its product as uncharacterized. Lineage: Eukaryota; Fungi; Ascomycota; Eurotiomycetes; Eurotiales; Aspergillaceae. The transcript is spliced from 2 exons. The coding region runs from base 128 to 493 and encodes 121 amino acids. The record is from RefSeq and is a predicted model, not a curated record.